Moneuplotes crassus is the source of this 1134-nucleotide messenger RNA. The record is from the annotation of a GenBank genome assembly. NCBI's taxonomy places the organism in Eukaryota, Ciliophora, Spirotrichea, Euplotida, Euplotidae.
UGAGCUCCUUAUUAUAAUAGUAAGAGUAAUAAUUCUGAACAGCCUUAACAUGAAUCACAAUCAGAAUUCAAAAGUCAAAGGAAAGUAUAUUACCAAGAAUAAUCCUGUUAAUAAUGAUGCAGAGUGAAAAGCACUUUUUUAGGGUUAUAGACUGGAUGCUAAGACUCAGUCUGGAACCUUGAUUAACCUAAAGCUAUCCGAUAUGCUCAGUAAUCCUCAGAUGAAAUAUAAGAAUACCAAGGAUGAGCAUCAAGUUAUCGACCAUUAGCUUCUAAAUGGUCAGUCUAGCAUUAUUAGUUAUAGAAAUUACUUAAGGUUGGCUAAAGCUUAAUUUCCUACAAGCCUUUCUCAAUUGUUGUGAAGAAACUUUCUCUACACAGUUGCCUCAUUUCUGAAUAUAUUACGUCUGACCCGUUCUGGGAGGAAGAGUCUAUGAAAUCUGAGAAGAAUGUAUCACAAGUGGAAGGAUCAAGCAAAAGUAGUUAAGCUAUCUUAGACCUGAUGCUGCCUCCAUUGGGUAGAGGACUGGUAUGAAAAGAACCUUCAAAAGGUGCAGUUGCAAGAAGAGUUAUUUCUUCUAAUGUUAUGAAGGAGUCACUUCAUAUUUUAUAAAGGAGCCAUUAAGGCCCCUAAAUUUUAUUUGACUGAGUAGCGCUAAGUUUUUAGAAUAUGGGAAGUCUUGAGAGAGCCGGAUUUAAUCAUUUAACCGACUAAUAAAGAAACUGCAGCAAGCUUCAUCUCCUUCGGUUUAUUAAGCAAAGGGAAUCCUGAUAUCUUCUAGGGAAGUUGUACCUUACCAAUCGGAAGGAAAGGGUAACCUUCUCUCCAUCAAUGGACUCACUGAGAUUCAUUAGAAGAGUUAAGUUUCUUUUGUGCAAUAGUUCAGUAGAGGGGGUUUGAUGAAUUUAAUGGACAAUAUAGAAAUUUUACCAGAAAAAUCUUGCUGAAUGUUAUACAUUCUGUCCUUCACAGCAGAAAUUUUAUGAAUAAUAAGGCAAGCCUUGGCUAUAACAGACUUUGAAUGCCUUAUAAUUUGUUUAACACAAAGUUGGAAACGAAUAAAAUCUUGUCGUUACUAAAGCCAAGUUUGAAGAAUAUGAAUUUGUCCCAGCUCAUGAGGUAAAUCCAAUUGCG